Vitrella brassicaformis is the source of this 1307-nucleotide messenger RNA. The record is from the annotation of a GenBank genome assembly. Lineage: Eukaryota; Vitrellaceae.
AUUUCCUUCUCGCGAAGACGAGGGGUUGAGGUCCACCGUUACCUCCUUGGGUCUUGCCCCAGUGCCAUGGCGCAACAAGCGAUACGCGAGAAGAUCUUCAAGGUACGAUGCUGAUCUCUGCUGCCUCCUUCACACACACACACACACACACACACACACAAGAAUGGAUGAGUGUUCUGUGUGUCUGUGUGUAUCUGCAGGUGCUGCAGCGAGGCGCACUGCUGUGCAGAAAACGAAACAGUUUCGAUCAGGUUCGAGUGCAGCGUGUUUGUGAUCUGACGUGAGCCGUUCUCUCCUAUCUGGCUGUGUUGGUCGGUGUGGUGUGUGCAGCUGGUGGUGCCCGCCCUAUCGUUAGUCGACGUGUCUGAGGAUACCAUGAGGGCCAAAUUCUCACUCGAAGUCACACAGGUGCGCACGGCGGCCAACGCACACCAUGGUCACGACUGCCGACCUGAGUAAGUGUGUGGUAUGUGUGUUGUGAGGGUGCAGGAGAUGUGUCAUUGGGAGGGCGUCAUGCACUCGGGAAUGAUAUCAACACUCAUCGGUAGGUGCGCUUUGUAGACAGACUUGAUGGAUGACUGCUGUAGGCGCCGCCCACAUGACAUGUCGUGUGUGAUGUGUGUGCAGGCAACGCGACGGCGCUGCACGGAGGGUGCUGUGACAAGGACGAGCGGGCGGUGACGUCGACCGAUCUCAACCUUUCAUUCAUCAACAUCGCUGGCAUCGGCGAAAUUGUCCAGGUGACUGACGAGCCUCUCACCUUCAUCAGGGAGCAUACCACCGUGUCAUGAGUGUGCGCGCGUGUAGAUUGAGAGUCAUUUGCUCAAGUUGGGCCAGCGUGCGUGUUUGGCCGAGGCGCACGUCACCAGCAAAGAUGGCGCAAAGGUCGUCGCGGCGGGAAGACACACCAUGUAUGUCUAUGGCAAGGCACCCCAACACAACACAACACCCGCCCACAGAACGCCGUGUGUCUGGCUUCUGUAUGUCUGUCUGUCUGUCUGCCUGCGUGUCCGUGUGAAACAGGAUAUUCACAGGCGCCAAGGGCAGUGGUGUGGCUCUGAGCGAGCACGAGACCCACAGAGGGCUCGACUACCUCUGAUCCAUCCAUUCCAUGGAUGGAUGGAUGGACGGAUGGAUGGAUGUGCAGCGAAUGAGCGACUGACUUGUGACAUACUUAGUGGGUGGGAGCGUACAUGUGUCUGUCUGUGUGUCUGUCUGUACACACCUAACGACCUGCUCAUUUUUCGCCGUCUGUCUGUACGUUUGCUGGCCUGACCUUGGCUGAUGGAUGGAUGGAUGGAUCGAUG